This is a messenger RNA of Oppia nitens, 1384 nucleotides long. RefSeq lists its product as uncharacterized. NCBI's taxonomy places the organism in Eukaryota, Metazoa, Arthropoda, Arachnida, Sarcoptiformes, Oppiidae. The transcript has 4 exons. The coding region runs from base 95 to 1384 and encodes 429 amino acids. The record is from RefSeq and is a predicted model, not a curated record.
AAAACAAUUAUUUUUAUUCAGUAAACAAACUAUCGAUUUGUUUGUAUCGUUGUUUUGGUCGGAGUUUUUUAUUUAUUUAUCUGUACCGAACUCGAUGGCCACUACUACCGAUAAUGACCAAUCAAUGGACAUCUUGUUUACGGGACAAGACUUGACGUCAACUGACCAAACAAUUGGCAAACAAAUGACGGCCGACGGCAACGAGUUGAGCGCCGUCUCAGCCGAUAAUCGCAACGAUUCUGGUCAACAGUGGUCGUCAUUACAACCGACGAUCGUCAGCCGUCAUCAGUGGUCAGACAAUAGUCGAGUACAACAAAUACGACAACAAUUGUUAGACUAUCUGUGCGACCAAACUCUUACACUUCCCGUCGCUUUCAUUGUAUUGAACAAUCAUAUCGUGAAGACAUGCGGUUACGAUGUUGUCGACGACGACGACGAUAGCGAUGGUCAACAACAGACUGAUUACCGAAAUCAUUGCCAACAAGUAGUCGACCAAUUGCUGCGCGAGUUAGCCAAACAACAGGUCAUUAUCAUUGCUGAUGAAUACAACAACAAAGUUAAGACAUGUUUCGAGUCGAUGACGACGACUACGGAAGACAUUCAUUACAUUAUAACAGCCGUCGAUAGGAUUAAAGUCAAGACAUUUGGACAACAAAUCAAUGAACUGAUAGUCGAUAGACACAAAUCAUUGGACAAGAAAAAUAAGACAUUAAAUGUUGGUAUUAGUGAUCAACUAAUGAAAGACAAAGUAGACGAUAGUGACAGUCAGUGUCCAUCCAGUGAACAGUUGGAUAGCGUUAGUCAUCAUAAUGUUGUAUAUAUGAGUCAAAUGUGUAAUAAUAAUAAUAAUUGUGUUAAAAAUGUGUCGAAAAAAAUGUAUAAAAAGUUGAAUCGUUUGCGUAAUAAAAGUGAUACUAAUAUUAAUAGCUGUGAACUGAGAGUAAAAGUAUUGAAAAAAGUUUAUGAAUCGUCAGUAAAGAAAUUAAGUAGUACCGGCAAUAUUAAUAAUCCAAUGGAUCAAUUGCGACAAUCAAUUGAAAGCGUUAGACAUCAUAUGAAUACUAUGAGAACAGCUGGUUCUCCGUUGGCGGCCAUAGAGGCUAUGAAUCAAUGCUUGAGGCAACUCGAGGCCGAGUUGGCCAGAAUGGCCACUUUGGGCGACGACGACGGCGUGGAAGACACACAUGCCGAAGAUGGUGACCAACAGGACAUUGCUGUCGGUGGUAGCGAUGCUGAUUCGCCGGUUCCACCAUCGAGUGCUACACCCGAUUCCCAGCGCCCGCCGACUACUCCAGAAGUACUCACCACUUCUUCAGAAUCGGGCGUUGGGAACGAGAGCGCCGAAGAAGAUCCGGCUGUUGAGCGUCACAAACGUCUUAAAUAA